Messenger RNA from Ctenopharyngodon idella (grass carp), 16392 nucleotides. Its product is annotated as KIAA1109 ortholog. The record is from RefSeq and is a predicted model, not a curated record. The transcript is spliced from 88 exons. The coding region runs from base 158 to 15466 and encodes 5102 amino acids. Gene Ontology annotation, biological process: synaptic vesicle endocytosis. Lineage: Eukaryota; Metazoa; Chordata; Actinopteri; Cypriniformes; Xenocyprididae.
GGAAGCACAAGCGUUGUCCGUGUAAAUACUCCGGAAAAGAAAUCAUUAGUUUGAGAAAUGGGUGCUGUCGCCUGAGAGCAGUACGAGAGAACAGCUUUAAGGAUCAUGGCAACGUGAAAUGUAAUUCCACACUCUACAAGGCGAGUGGGGUGUAACUAUGGAUAACCAAAACAACAGUUUCCCCAGUUUUGGUGAAUUAGAUGACUACCUUACCAGACGCAACUCUAACUUUGUGUGGCUUCUUGUUGCCACUAUUAUGUCAUGCGGAUGGAUCAUAUACCUGACAUACUACAAUUCCCGCAAUAUUGGACUCGUCCUCACCCUCAUCAUUAACCGACUCUAUAAGAAUGGAUACAUACACAUCGGUUCAUUUUCAUUCUCUGUGCUGUCCGGCAAGGUCAUGUUCCGAGAUGUCUAUUUCAUCAAUGAAGAUAUGUCUAUCAGAAUUCAAGAUGGGUUACUCAUAUUUCGUUGGUGGCAGAUGUACAACCCCAAACAGAAACAACAUGACCCGAAGGCUGAGACACGGCUCUAUGUCACUGUUAACGGCUUUGAGUUCCAUGUGUAUAAUCGCACGGAUCUGUACGCUCGGCUCCAGGAAACAUUUGGCCUAGAGCCCACCCUUAUCCCACUUCACCGGGAUGAGGAGAAAGGGCGAGAGCAAAGGGAUAAAUCCUUGGAGAGUGUUCACAUCAAAACUGAGACUCCGGACCCCUCGUCUUCCUGGAGGUCUCUCAUCCCUGUCAUCAAAGUCAACAUCAGUACAGGUCGCGUAGCGUUUGGUAAUCACCAUCUUCCUCAAACCCUCUGUAUGAAUUUUGAUGACGCCUUCCUGACGUAUGCCACCAAACCACCCAGCAGCCACUUGGAUCAGUUCAUGCACAUUGUAAAGGGCUCUCUGGAGAACGUCCGCGUCAUGCUGGUGCCCAGCCCGCGAUACCUGGGCCUUCAGAAUGAUGAACCUCCCAGGCUCAUGGGGGAGGGCUUUGUGGUCAUGCAGUCCAAUGAUGUGGACAUCUACUACUACCAGGAUGAACCAGGUUUGGUCCCAGAGGAACUGGAGAAUGGAGAUACAGAAGCAUGUUCUGAAGAUGCCAAACUACAGGACUUGCCUCCAUGCUGGGGUUUGGACAUUGUAUGUGGCAAAGGAACAGACUUUAACUACGGCCCAUGGGCUGACAGACAGAGAGACAGCCUAUGGAAGUUCUUCCUGCCUGCAGACUAUCAGCCAAUGAAAGUGAGCGAUGUUGCCACACCAGGCAAACCCCGACAGAUCCUCGCCUUUGAGCUGCGUAUGAACAUCAUAGCUGAUGCAACAAUAGAUUUGCUAUUCACCAAGAAUAGGGAGACUAAUGCGGUCCAUGUGAAUGUAGGAGCAGGUUCUUACCUCGAGGUCAACAUACCCAUGACUGUUGGGGAGAAUGGUUAUUCUCCCACUGUUAAAGGCCAGUUAUUACAUGUUGACACGACCAGCAGUAUGCAGUACAGGACACUGCUAGAGGCUGAGAUGCUUGCUUUUCAUGUCAUAGCCAGUUAUCCGCGUGUGUGGAAUAUGCCCCAGUCCUGGCAGUGUGAAAUCGAGGUUUACAAAGCCACGUACCACUUCAUCUAUGCACAGAAAAACUUCUUCACAGAUCUGAUCCAGGACUGGGCCAGCGACAGUGAACCGGACAUCUACUCAUUCGUUCCAUAUUCAUGGAAGUUUAAGAUACUUUUUCACCAGUUUGAGAUGAUUUGGGCUGCCAAUCAGCACAACUGGAUCGAUUGCUCCACCAAACAGCAGGAGAACGUUUAUCUCGCUGCCUGUGGGGAAACGCUGAAUAUUGACUUCACUUUGCCCUUUCACGAGUUUGUCCCGGCCACCUGUAACACACGUUUCUGUUUGAGAGCUGAGGACACAGACAUGCGCUUGUGUCUGCCUGACUGUAACCCCAGCCGGUACCCGCUGCUCACGCUUACUAAGGAUUACCAGCAUUGCAAGUCCCCUCCAGAAAACAAUAUGCCAACAGAAGGGCAAGGAGCACCUCCCAAAAACAACAAACCUCGCUGGAGGAACAUGACUCACCCUGAGGCCGGUUGGGUGGACUGCUGGAGUGUGCCGAACUUCAUGCUGAUUAUAGACUAUACUUGGCAUCCCAUCUACCCUCAGAAAUCUGACCAGCAGCUCAAACAAUCAUUGUCAGAAAUAGAGGAGUCCAUGCUGUCAGCACUGCGGCCGCCAGACCUCGUUCCACCUGUGCCGCCUCCACCUAAAAUCUCCUCUGACCCCAGCUUGCUGCCACCUGACCGUUUACAUGUGGAGAUGGAGCUGAGCCCAGACUCCCACAUCACCCUUUAUGGCCCUCUCCUCAGAGCGCUGUUGUCCAUCAAGGAAAACUAUUUCGGAGAGGAUGACAUGUACACAGACUUUGAGGAGUCUCUGUCCAGCCCUGUGCUGAGCUCCUGCUCUUCAUCAUCCGGUUGGACCAGAGUGGGCCUGGAGGAGAGCCGCUCUAAAGAUGCACCACAUCCUCUCUCGUUACGGCCCUGGGACAUCACCGUACUCAUCAAUCUGCACAAGGUCCAUGGACGCCUUCCAACGCACUGCAGCAGUGACGGCCCAGAGGGUCCUACAGGCUUCAUGGAGCGUCUGUGUUUUGAGAUGAAGAAGGGUUAUAAGGAGACCAUGCUACAGCUCGUUCUCUCGCCUCUACAUGUGUUUGUCAGCGAUAACUAUCAGCGGCCUACGGUUGAUGCUGUGUUGCGAGAUGGGCACCUGAGCCUCUCAGGGUUGCAGAUGAGGGCCCACGCCAUGUUCUCAGUGGAGGGCUUGCCGGCGGGCAGUGACACACUCGAAUAUGCUUGGCUCAUCGACGUUCAGGCUGGAGCUCUCACAGGAAGAGUUAGUGUGCCACAGUGUGCGUCUCUUCUGGAAUGGGGUGAGAGCUUUGUGUUUCAUGUAAUGUCCCGAGAGUUCCAGCUUGAGCAGCCAAAACCAUCUGUCACCUGCCAACAUGGAGUUGAUCGUAGAGUCUGUGAUGCCAAGUAUGCAGCCUUGCCUGGUCCCUGUCGCACAUCAGAGGAUCUGAAGUACACCAUGACUCGACUAACGGUUGAUGGAGCCCAGGUUUUCAUUGUUGAACAUGGAUGUGCAGCCAAUAUUAAGACCGGAGCCCUGCGGUUGGCCACAUGUAAUCUGCACACGGCUGCUGUCGGUGAAGGCAUCAGUGCCGUUUUGCAAGACGUAGUGAUCGCUCAGUUCAUCGAGCAACAGGAAGUUGCACGGCUUGGCCUUCCUCCUCCCCUCCUUAGGCGCUCUCAUUGGCUUGAAGCCGGUUCGGUGACCUUUAACCUCAUGACGGCUGAUGUGGCUUUAGCCGCUGACCAUCCAGCCAAAUAUGAGGUCCAGAGGCAGUUCCUGGAGCUUCAUGACAUGAAAACAAAAAGACUUUGCUUCCUUUGGCCGGAGGAGAAAUUUAAGCGAAGCCGGAACCGCUGUGGAUGUCUUGGUGGAUGUCGCUUUUUCGGCGGCUCCGUCGGUGGCCUGGACUUCUUCCGUUUGGAGGAAAUCACACCCUCAUCAAGCUCCGCCUUCUCCAGCGGUAGUGCAGAUAUUGACAUGUCCUAUGGCCAGUCAUUAUUACAUCCAGGAGAAUGGAUCGUCACUAAGGAAACUCCUAAACUCUCUGAUGCUAAAGGUGUUGCUAUGCGGAGAGAUGUGUGUUCUCCUGCUCCGAUGGUGGACUUGGAGAGACGUGGCCAGCACCUUAGUCUUCACGUACCUCAGCGCUCGCAUAGCUCUGCCUCUUCCUCAGAGGAAAACUCUUCCUCCAGUGCUGCCCUGCCUCUGUUAGCUGGAGAACGAGAGAGUCCCUCCCCUUCUAUAGAGUUAAUGAAUGUAACCACUGACGGGCCAAUCCCUGAGGGUCCACCUUUACGCUCUCCGCUGCGCUCUCCUUUAAAGCGCCAGUCCUCUGUCCAAUCAGCUCGCCUUGGGAGCACCAAGAGCCUAUCGGCUGCUGUCUUCGCAGAGAAAGUCACGCCUCCUACAGGUGUGCAGUUUAGCAGCGAAGUUUCCCGUAGCGAUGAGAACGUUCUAGACUCUCCAAGGCAGAGAAGAAGCUACGGAUCAUUUCCUUUCACUCCAUCAGCUGAUUCUAGCACAUUCCAUCAGUACCGCUCUGUUGACUCCUCCAUGUCUGUGGCUGACAGUGAAGCGUACUUUAGCGCUAAUGAGGAGUUUGAGCCAAUCAGUAGCGAUGAAGGUCCAGGUACCUAUCCAGGGAGGAAACGUAGACGAAGACAACAGGGUCAGCCCCACACAGAACACAGCCGCACCUCCAUAUACCACAGUGUGGAAGGACCUCUGUCAAUUGCUGAGACCCGCCUACCUCCGAUGCCUAGCCACACCUCCCAAGCCUCAUUUGUCUCUGCACUUGGAUUGGAGGAGGAGGGAUCUGUUGAAACUGAGAAGGCGGAGCCUGGCCUCCUGACAACACAGCCGAAUUUAAUGGCUUGUUACCAGACUUACCUUGCACAUUAUCAUGUGUCGAACUGGGCUGUUAAGCAGCCAACCAAUAAGAGAACAUCUAAGUCGUCACUGCAUCGCCCACUUGACCUUGACACGCCUACGAGUGAGGAGAGCUCCGCCUCCUUUGACCAGUUGUCCAUCCCGUCUUUUAAGAUGGUGAAGGCUGGUUUGUCUGCCAGCUCUCUGUUGGACAGAGGAGUUCAGCUCAUGGGUGAUAUAAAUAGCACACCUUACACACCCCUUGACAAGCGAGCGAUGGACAACACUGAUGAGGACACAAUGACAGAGGACUGGACUGUUGACCAGCCUCUUGCCCAGACGAGAACCACAGCCAUCGUAGAGGUCAAAGGGGCGGUCAAUGUGGUCCUGACUCCUUUAGUAGCUGAAGCACUAGACAGGUACAUUGAGUCCAUGGUUCACUUUGCCAGUAUUCGCCACCCCGCAUCAAUCCUGGAUGACCUGCAUGGGAAAGUGCUUAAUGAAGUGUAUCAGAUCAGCAAAUCCACUGUCUCUGAGUCUAGCACAGCGAAAGCAGAGCACAAAAUAUCAAAGACAGAGGGAACCACCCCUGGGUCUCUGAGCACACCGCAUGGACAAACUGAUCUGUCAAUCAAGCCUGACAAUGUGAAGAUAAAGGGUUUGCAGGCUAAUGUCACUGUCCCAAAGGUGAAUCUCUGUGUACUUCAAGCAUCCGAAGAAGAAGGUUCCCCCUCCAAUAAGAGUGUCAUACAUGUCUCUCUCGUGUCCUUGUGUUUUGACCGGAUUGCUACUCAGCUGCGCAUGAAUAGGGGUAUAGUGGAGGACACAGAAAAGCCCUCUGCUAUGAUGGAGAAGUACUCGUCUGCGUCUAAAAUGGCCCCUCAGUCCAGUGGCUCUCUCCGCUCAAAUGCUGGGAUUGAGAAAGGAAAGGAGAUCGCAGCCAGACUCAACAUACACCGCAUACACAGCCAACUCCGCGGCCUGGACUCAUCAGACCUUGGAGCUUGUGCCAUCACUGCCAUUCCGUUUAAGAAGUCCAAGGUUCUCUUCAGUUUGGAGGAAACUGAUGACUUUGUUUUAGUGGAUGAGACUGAGCCCUCCAUCUCUACUGAGCAUGUCCCAGAACACACCCCUGACCAUGCUCGCUCUGGAGCCAGUCCUGAGAAAUGGGGUUGGAUUAUGUUUGAGUGUGGGAUUGAGAACCUUACUGUGAAAGGUGGGCGGCAGUCAGGUGCCGUGCUCUACAGUGCUUUUGGGGUGAUGGGUGAGGCCGACAACGGUGUCAGGCAUGGAGUUUCGAAAUCAAACGGUUCUAGUGGUUCUCAGACAGGAAGUGGCUACAGCACGGAUGUAUCUGAUGAUAACCUGCCCAAUGAUGCACAGAGCCCUGCCUCUGAACCCAACAACAAUUCAGACUCUGACGAACAGGAUGAGGGAGUGGAGUCAGAUGAUCUGAAAAAGGACCUGCCCCUUUUGCCUCCUCCUCCUGACUCCAGCAGUAUGAAGCUGACUAUAAAGGAGAUCUGGUUCAGCUUUGCUGCGCCAACCAACAUUCGAUCUCACACUCCAGCCAUGUCUAGGCAGCUGAAUCUCUUGAGUACUGCGACCCCUGCAGUCGGUGCGUGGUUGGUUCCCAUUGACCAGCUGAAAUCGUCACUGCAGAAACUGGAAAUGGAGGCCACACUGCGUGUUUGUGCGGUCAUGGGCUGCAUAAUGACUGAGGCCCUGGAGAAAAAGAGUAUUCACAUUCCAUUUCGCAGCAAGUAUAACCGUGUUACAAAGCGAGCCCGAUAUCUUCACGAGAACCCGUCCUGCUUACUGUGCAAUAUUCUGCAUCGCUACCUGCAGCAGGCUGAUUACAGCAUUAUAGAAGAGGCCACCAUGAACGAUGGACUGCCUGCUCUGGUCACCCUGAGGAAAGGUAUGGUGGCACUUGCACGUCAGUGGAUGAAAUUCAUCGUUGUCACUCAGGGCUUUAAGGCGGUUGGUUUGCCACGACCCAAUCAACUUCCUAAGCCUAAAGAGCCAGACCCUAUCGAGCCUGAUCAGAUACAGGGGCCGGAUAGUGGUGCUGCCUUGCAGAGUGACACCAGCGCUGAUGGAGCCGAGUUUGAGUUUGAUGCGGGCACCGUAAGUGAACACACAAUGCUGUUAGAGGGAGUAUGUAGUCGUCCUGCUCCUACCGGUAACUCUGCCCCUGUGACUGGUGUCGAGAUCAUGAGAAAGCUGUCCAAAUCUCAUACACACAACGAAUCUGCACUCAGGAUCAAGGGUUCCCAUCCUUACCAGUCCCUGAGCUACACGAGUGGAGAUACAGCAGCUGAUUCUCCUGCUCAUGUCAGUCGGACAGGGCUGCAGUCCAGUCAUAGCCCUAGGAAAGAAUCUUUGCUAAGUUAUUUGACAGGAAGCAUCCACAGUCUACACAACCUGCUAGAAGCAACACCCCAUCGAGCAAAUGAACAAACCGCAGCCAAGAGCAGCUCUCUGACACGUACAGGCAACAGUGUAGGUGCAGACAUGUUGACGGAACAUCCUCUUCUAUCGGAGCCGUUUUCCGUCAGCUUCUACAACUGGAUGUCAAACGCUGUUGGCAACCGAACAGGCGGCAAUGUCCAGGACUCUCCCCUCAACCGCUCUCAACACAACAGCCUGCAGACUGGAGGAGUGCUCCCCACCAUUCCUUCUGCAUCAGAUUUUAACACCGUACUGUCCAGUGAUCAGAAUACACUGGACACACACUCUCAGCACACACACUCCCAGCACAGCACAAGUCAGGAGGACCUGCUUGACCAAGAUGAGACGAAUCUCUGCCCUGCAGCUGUGCAGCUAGCUGACGCACAGGUUGUUUUUAAGCCUUUGUUGAGUCACAUUGGAAUUCAGCCACAAGAUGCUCCUCCUCUCAGUUACAAGAUGUAUUUUGGGGAGCACCUGUCCUUCAGCGGCACUCUCGAGUGUUUGAGAGCUGACAUUGUUGACUCUGACACCAGCAAAGAAAGGAAGAACAAACGAGCACACAGGCAGGGUAUGGUAAAUCUCCCCCCUCUUGAUUUCAAGCCCGCCCUGAUGAUUGAGACGUUCAGUUUGAAUGCAGUCGUGCUAGAGAAGUGCAUGUCCACCCCUCCCUCUGCCAGCGCGCUGUCUUUCCACGAGCUGAGCCGGAGACCACAAGCUAGCGUGCACUGCCAUUUUACCCUCGCUUGUCAGGCGAUUCGCCAGCAUGUAGAUAUGGCCCUGGUCCGCCUCAUUCACCAGUUCAGCACGAUGAUUGAUGACAUCAAAGCCACACAGACUGACAUCAAACUCAAUCGCUACACUGCCGGCUCCUCCUCCCCCACGCCCACCAAGGCACGGCCUUAUCGGGAAUUCCGCUCGUCUGAUUUCAGCCGUAGUUCUCGUGGGAGCCUGAAUGGAGCUGCUCGACUCGGCACUCAGAAGGGCAAACGCACUGUAGUCGGGCCAGGCCUGGACACACUGACUAGGAAUCGAGAGCCUCGUGGAAGGGGGACGCUGGGACGUUCAGAGCGAAGGACGUCAAAAGUAUCGCGGAAAGGUUCACGUGAUGUUGCGGACCACAUGACCAUUCAGAUGGAUGACUCGGACUCCAUCACAGUGUCAGAACAGAGCGAGCCGUCAGCUGAGUGCUGGCAAAACAUGUACAAACUUCUUAAUUUCUACUCGCUAAUAUCAGACCCCACAGGCAUCCUGGAGAAGAACCAAGAUAAUGCCCUCUCAGAGGGUGGGCGGAGCCCUGCGGAUCCUCCAUGUCGAUUGGUGUUUGAAUCGGAGGGCGAGACGCCGCCCAGUCGGCUGGGUCGUAGGCGGAGUUUAGUAAGCUCUGAGCCCCAGCAUGUGACGCUGAUCGUGUUUGGCGUUGGCAUGGUGAACCGCACGCAUCUGGAAGCAGACAUUGGAGGACUAACUAUGGAGGCGGAGCUUAAGAAAAUACAUGGCAGUUUUACUCUAAAGGAGAAAAUGAAAGACAUUCUCCAUCAGAAGAUGACUGAGACCUGUGCCUCGGCCCAUAUCGGAUGUGUGAACAUUGUGCUUCUGGAAGGAAUCACACCAGACAUACAACUAGAGGAUUUUCCAACCUCACCUACCAGCACAACCAAGCAGGAGUUCCUGACUGUGGUGAAGUGUAACAUCGCAAAGUCCCAGGCUUUAUAUAGCGCACAGCGUGGGCUGAAGACCAAUAAUGCUGCAGUAUUUAAAGUGGGCGCUAUCUUCAUCAACAUCCCGCAACACCCUGCAACGCUGCACAGCAUGAUGGUCCGCAGCUCCCAUCAGCUCUCAAAACAGAUUUCAGACCUCAUCCGUCAGCCCUCCAACACCCCGCCUCCCAACCGAGAAGAGACGCCUACUCCACAGCCCUCUGAAGUGAGUGUCAAUCAAACUCCAGUGGAGGCCAGUGAGUUUCCUCAGCUGCCCGAGGGACUGGAGAAGAAGCCAAUCGUGUUGAAAUUCAGCGCUAUGCUGGACGGGAUCACUAUUGGUGCAGCCCUGUUGCCCUCUCUUAAAGCAGAAUACAAGAUGGGUCGCAUGAAGAGCCAUGGCAUGACGGGUGCUCAGACGCGUUUUACUUUCGAACUGCCCAAUCAUAAGCUGUGUUUCCAGUCAAAGGUUUCCCCUGUGGACGUGACGGCCAUGCCCCCCACUGCCAGCCUGAAUCUGCCUCCUGUCACCAUGUCAGGACAGUACAUUAUACAGGAGCAUGAGGGCCACAGCGACACGGCCUGGGCCCCAGAAUACAGCAACUAUCUGCAGGGAAAUUACUUGCGCUGUGUAGCUGAGAUUGGAUCUUUCGAACACAACUUGACCACAGAUUUGCUCAACCACCUAGUCUUCCUACAAAAGGUCUUCAUGAAGGAGGUCAAUGAGGUCAUCCAGAAAGUGUCAGGAGGGGAACAACCAAUCCCACUGUGGAAUGAACACGAUGUGUCGACAGAUGGCGACAAACCGAAAAUCCUGCUUUACUCUCUAAAUCUGACGUUUAAGGGAAUUCAAAUGACGGCCACCACUCCUUCUAUGAGGGCGGUGCGCUUUGAGACGGGCUGUAUUGAGCUUGAACUGUCCAAUCGGGUUCAGUGCAAAACUACUCCUACAGGAAGUAACUACCUGAAGCUUUUUGGGAAAUGUCAUGUGGAUCUCAACUUGGCUUUGGGGCAAAUCGUCAAACAUCAGGACUGCCAUAACCUCCCAGAGGGGAGGAAGAAGAAUAAUAAUAAUAAUAAAUAUAGCUGCAAGCAGCAAUGCGGGGCCAAGCCCCGAAGGCGCUGCAAGCAGAGCAACAGAGCAAGCAGAGCAGAACAUCAAGCAGACAAGCAGAGCAGCACAGCAAAGCAAGCAGAACAGCAUUUCAAGCAGAGCAACACUGCAAACAGAACAGCACAGCAAGCAGAGCAGCACUGCAAGCAGAACAGCACAGCAAACAGAGACAACAUAAGACAACAAACAGAGGUGUAUGAGGAGGCGGGGUCAGAUUUCCACCAGGUGGCGUACUUUCGCACUCGAAUUGGUUUGCGGAAUGCACUUCAGGAGGAGAUCAGUGGCAGCUCUGACAAAGAGGCUGUCUUGAUCACACUCAACCGCCCUAUUGUUUUUGCUCAGCCAGUGGCAUUUGACAGAGCUGUGCUGUUCUGGCUGAACUAUAAGGCUGCCUAUGAUAACUGGAAGGAACAGCGCUUGGCUCUCAACUCGGACAUUCAUAUGGCCACUAAAGAGGUGGUAGACAAACUGCCAGCAAUACAGCAGACCAGCGUCCAGGCCUUCAGCACUCUCUUCCUACAGCUUACUGUCAAUGACCUGGGCAUCUGCCUGCCUAUCACCAGUUCCUCACAGACCAAUCACAGUAUUGAUCUUGACAAUGGCUCAGCACUGGUGUUAACCAUUGAGAGUACGCUAAUAACAGCCUGUUCCUCCGAGUCUCUGGUCAGCAAAGGCCAUUUUAAGAACUUUUGCAUUCGAUUUGCUGAGGGGUUUGAGACAACUUGGGAUGACUGGAAACCUGAGGUCAGAGGUGACCUGGUCAUGAAUGCCUGUGUUGUCCCUGAUGGUACUUAUGAGGUUUGCUCCAGAACGACAGGCCAGGCCUCUGCAGAGAGCAGCAGCGCAGGGACGUGGACCCUUAAUGUGUUGUGGAAGAUGUGUGGUAUCGAUGUGCACAUGGAUCCCAACAUCGGCAAGCGUCUGAAUGCUCUGGGUAACACGCUCACCUCUCUGACUGGUGAAGAGGACAACGAUGACAUCACUGACCUCAACUCAGUCAACAUGGCUGACCUGUCAGACGAGGACGAGAGCGAUGGCAUGUCCCCCCCCAUACACAUGUGUCCUGAAGGUGAUCUCAGCCCCAGACUUUCGUUCAGGAAGCGGCUGGUGAACAGCAUUCUGGGCAUUAGCCCCAGCCCCCCUCCCCUCUCACCUUCUGAGUGUCGUAAUAUUUCUCCAUCAUCCACAAUCACUCGGCUAAAGUCGAGAAGUGUUCGCCUGUCAUCCACAGCCAAUGCAGAACGAACUAGACAUCCCAGACCCCUGUCCUGGGGCUGUGAGCCUGUGGACCUGCGCAGGCAGGCAGUGAUGAGCAAUCAGAUAAUCGACGCUCGUGGACGAAAGUUCUCCAAGCGCCUGGUGGACAUUAGAGAACUCAAUGAGCAGGCCAGAGUCAUUGACGAUCUCAAGAAACUGGGAGCAAGUGAAGGCACUAUUAACCAGGAAAUCCAGCGCUAUCAGCAGUUGGAAUCUGUCGCUGUCAAUGACAUCCGCCGAGAUGUGCGCAAGAAGCUGCGGCGCUCCAGCAUGCGGGCUGCAUCAUUGAAAGAUAAAUGGGGUUUAGGGUACAAGCCCAGCUACAGCAACAGCAGGUCAAAGAGCAUCUCAGCAACAGGCAGACCAGCAGUGAAGAGGUCGGAUAGACCCAGGGACGAUCUGCCAGACAUCAAAGUGGAUGCAGCAUCUCCAGCACCAAGGGUUACCUUCAACAUCGACACGAUGGACACCCCAAACCUAAUCCCAAGUCCAGCUGGCUCUGUAUUUAAGUUCCCGGAGGAGACAGAGGUGGACCUGUUGUCUGUCGCCAUUGAUGAUCCUGCCCAUUACACAUCAUGCUCAGUGUUCAGUGCCCCUGGCACACCCGCAGUCUUUUCACCAACCAUUCCCUUCCAGCCUGAUGACAGUCGCCGUGACGACCUCUCCUCGACAUCGUCAGAGGACUCGGACAAAGAUGACGAGUUUGACAGGGACAGGCCGCACAGCUAUUACCGCAGACCAGGGGGCUCUCAGAGGAAGUCAUCUGCACUUUCUGCAUUAUUCAGCGAGCGCUGGCCCAACACACCCCCUCAGCGUGGAGGAUUAGCUCCGCCCACUGAACGGAACAUUGACUUUGAGCUGGACGUGCGUGUCGAGAUUGAUAGCGGCAAGUGUGUGCUGCACCCCAGCACCCAGCCACCUGAGCAUGAAGAUCUCGCACUGAGGAGGAGUUGUGAGCGGAGCUCGAGGAGUCUGGAUCAGGACUCUCCUCCUAAGAAGCGAAAGCUGCAGCACAGUUUAGGCUCCAGCUCUCAUCUGCUGAAUGCUAAGCGAGUACCCACCUCUUUGCAGAGCAAGGCCAGUGACAUUGAGACCACGGUCUUCUACAUCCCUGGAGUGGAUGUUAAGGUCUGCAGUGGAUCUUUUGAUAUGCUACAUUACAACUCUAAAAUGCUGAAGACGGAUUCGCCCAAUGCCUCGCGUGGAUCCUCCCUUCCCAGAACCCUUUCCAAAGAGUCCAAACUGUAUGGUAUGAGAGACGCACCCGCACCACCAGCCUCAGGCCCCGGCAAGACUAACACACUCCUCCCUCCCCCUCCCCCUCCCCUCCCUUCAGCUAAAGGCAAGGCGGGUGUAGGGGUGAAGACGGCUAAGCUGUAUGCAUGGGUAGCCCUGCAGACACUACCAGAGGAAAUGGUCAUCAGCCCAUGCCUGCUGGACUUCCUGGAGAAAGCGCUGGAGACAAUUCCCAUCACACCAGUCGACAGGAACUACACAACCCUCAAUGUUCCUGAGGAGGAUGUGGGUCACUUUGACUCUGUGGAGCCUUUGGAGGAGUCUCAGGUGUCUCUUGUGUCUUCUGCUUCAUAUCCGUACUCCUCCUUUCCUGUGGAUGUGGUAGUUUAUGUCAGGGUGCAGCCAUCUCAGAUCAGGUUCAGUUGUCUGCCCAUGUCUCGAGUGGAGUGCAUGCUGAAACUUCCCUCUCUGGACCUGGUCUUCUCAUCCAAUAGGGGUGAACUUGAGCCCACCAGUGCCACCCAUCCACCUGAGGGCCAACACACACCUUCCUCCACUCCUCCAUCGGUACACAAUGCCAACAGAGUGCCUGGAAGCAAAGGUCCAUCCACAGGGUUAGGUAGUCCUCUGGGGCGGAGUCGCCACCACAGCAGCCAAUCAGACUUAACAGGCCCACCAAUUAACUCAUCAGGUCUGAGUUUCACUGCCUGUAUGUCAGAUUUCUCCCUGUAUGUAUUUCAUCCUUAUGGAGCCGGCAAACAGAAGUCUGCAGUUACUGGCCUUCCGCCUGGACCAGGACCACUGGGAGCAGCGGAUGAAGAGGCCUCUUCAGUGACAGGCAGGAAAGAUUCUCUAUCUAUCAACUUGGAGUUUGUGAAAGUCAGUCUUUCCAGGAUGAGACGUACAGGAUGUCCAGCAUUUAUUGAUACUUCCAUUGCCAGCAAAGGUGGGAAGAUGGACACCACUCUUAUUAACAUCUCAGCGGUGUGUGAUAUCGGUUCUGCAUCCUUCAAGUAUGACAUGAGACGUCUGAGUGAGAUUCUUGCAUUCCCACGAGCUUGGUACCGCAGAAGCAUUGCCAGGAGAUUGUUUCUAGGAGACCAGACCAUUAACUUACCAGCUUCAGGUCCUGCCACGCCAGACUCCGUGGAGAGCAUCGCCCAGCACCUGUCUCCUGAGUCUAGCCGAAAAGCGUACUGGAGGACGUGGGACGGCCAAUCCACUCAACACCCCUCCGUCUUCACUGAUGCCACACCAAGCCAUGCACACCUCAAAUCACCUGCCACCGGACGUUCCCGCAGUGUGUCCGACUCCUCAGCACCACGCAGAGACUCUGUCACCAAGACCUCCACCCCGUCGUUUCGGAAUGGAAAAACAGCAGCAGCACAGCAGGGUUCGCCAUGGGAGACGCUGGUGGUGUUCGCCAUCAACCUUAAACAGCUUAAUGUCCAGAUGAACAUGAGCAAUGUCAUGGGCAACAAUACUUGGACAACAAGUGGGCUGAAGAGUCAGGGUCGUCUGUCAGUGGGCAGUAACAGAGAUCGUGAGAUCAGCAUGUCUAUCGGACUAGGUCGCUCCAAACUGGAUUCCAAAGGAGGAGUGGUGGGUGGCAACAUUGACGUCAACACACUGGAGAUGGUCUCCCAUAUUUCAGAACAUCCAAAUCAGCAGCCCAGUCAUAAGAUCCAGAUCACCAUGGGCUCCACAGAGGCCCGGCUGGACUAUAUGGGCUCCAGCAUAUUAAUGGGCAUCUUCAGUAACGCUGACCUGAAGCUCCAGGAUGAGUGGAAGGUGAACCUCUGCACAACUGAGGCCAGUCUAUCUGAGAAAAGUGAGAUCUUUGUACAUGGAGACCUGCAGUGGGACAUAUUCCAGGUGAUCAUCUCCCGCUCCACCACCCCUGACCUGAUAAAGAUCGGCAUGAAGCUGCAGGAGUUCUUCACACAGCAGUUUGACACCAGCAAGCGAGCCCUGUCCACCUGGGGUCCGGUGCCCUACAAUCCUCCCAAAACCCCAGUCAUCAACAUGGACAAAGGAGCAGCUGAGCUCUAUAUGGAUGCUGCUCAUCACAGACAUUGGCCCAGUGUGUUGAAGAUGGUGGCUGGAUGUCACAUUUCCCUCUUCCAGAUGCCCCUCCCAGAGGAUGCUGUGCAGCUGGGCGGCUCGAUGAGUCUCCAUGGCAACCACAUGACUCUGGCUUGUUUCCAUGGGCCCAACUUCCGUUCCAAGUCCUGGGUGCUGUUCCACCUGGAAGAGCCCAACAUCGCUUUCUGGACUGAAGCACAGAAGAUCUGGGAGGAUGGCUCCAGUGAUGAUUCUACAUAUAUAGUUCAAACCCUUGACUUCCACCUUGGGCAUAAUACCAUGGUAACCAAGCCUUGUGGUGCUCUGGAGAGCCCAAUGGCAACCAUCACUAAGGUUACCCGCCGCCGUCAUGAAAACCCCCCGCAUGGGGUGGCUACCGUCAAAGAAUGGUUCAACUAUGUCACUGCCAUGAGGAACGAAGAGCUGAACUUGUUGCGUAACGUGGAUGCAAACAACUCAGAAAGUGGAGCAGCAGCAAAGAGCUCCAGCCUUCUGAGCGGCUUCAGGGGCUCCUCCAGCUACAACCACGAAACCGAGACCAUCUUCGCCCUUCCCAAAAUGCAACUCGAGUUCAAAUCCAUUCAUGUACAAGACCCAGAGGAACCUUCUCUCAGUGAUGCCGGCAGUAAGCCCAAAGUGGAGUGCAGUGUGGUCACCGAGUUCACUGAUCACAUCUGUGUCACCAUGGAUGCAGAGCUCAUCAUGUUCCUGCAUGACCUGGUGUCGGCAUACUUGAAAGAAAAGGAGAAAGCCCUCUUCGCGCCGCGCAUCUUGGCGUCUCGAUCUGGUCAGAAGAGCCCCACCGCGCAGCAGGAUGAAGCCUCAUCAGAGAAGAAGGAAGAGGGAGUAAACUAUACUACAGUGGACUGGAGAGAGUUCCUCUGCAACACAUGGCAUCUGGAGCCCACACUACGGUUGAUCUCGUGGACGGGCCGUAAGAUCGAUCCAGUGGGAGUGGACUACAUUUUGCAGAAGUUGGGAUUCCACCAUGCCAGGACUACGAUUCCCAAGUGGCUGCAGAGAGGAGUGAUGGACCCUCUGGAUAAGGUUCUGUCUGUUCUCAUUAAGAAACUUGGCACGGCAUUACAGGAUGAGAAAGAGAAGAAAGGUCAAAGAGACAAAGAUGAGCAUUAACUCAAACACUUCAAUGUAUUAAUACAUUUCCGCUACCUGGAGCCAUCUGUGUGAAUUAUUAUUAUUAUUAUUAUUAUUUUUUUUUUUAACCUUGGAUGAAACCACUGGAUUUGUUGCAAACUACUGUACAGCACUCACAAACACAUCACAGCCAUCGCUAUACUGUGUGAACAUUAAUGUUUGCCCUGGUUCAUAUGGCUAUAGCUCUCGAAUGACUGAAAGUGUUUUUUCUUUUUUGGUUUUGUACAUUUUCAUUUUCACAUCAAGUAAACAUUGGAUAGCUGCUGCUGAAUGCCAGUUGGACUUUUAACAUGAAUUAAAUGCACUUACGCGUCACUGACACUAACAAAUGAGCAGUGAUCUUAAGCUACAGUAUACAGUGUGCUCUUGAAAUCGGUUUACAUGAGUUCAGAGGAGCGAUACGCAUCCUGUGUUCUUUCUUUGAGGUGAAUAUACUGCUGAAUAUUGCCAAUCAGACUUUUUAAGUAGUUUUAUUUAACAUUUUAAGAGCAAACAAUACAGGUAACCGCUGACCGGGUGGUAAAGUGUUCUUUCAGCCAGCAGAGGAAGUGUGAACAUCCCUAUGCCUAAUUAUUCCUUUGAGAGUGACCAAAUUUUAUGAUGUCUGAUUAACAACACAUUUUGAGGGAUGAUAUAGUGGAAAUGCCUCAGAUAUUCCUGUGAAUACAUCCGAACCUCAGAUUGUGCUGUGUAAUGUGAACUGGCCUAUAAAGCAAGGCUCUAACUUAAGUAGACAAACAAAAUGUAAAUAUCCUAAAUGCAUAAGCUGUUACCCAUGUUAGGCCUGUGGUGAUAGUGUUUUUCCUUUUUUCAUAACAAGUGCAAUAGACCAUUGUAUGUACAGAGGUAAAUAUGUUCAAUGUGCUGAUUUCUUAACUGAAUAAAAUCAUUACUACUAAAAUGAA